This is a messenger RNA of Funneliformis mosseae, 3882 nucleotides long. Lineage: Eukaryota; Fungi; Glomeromycota; Glomeromycetes; Glomerales; Glomeraceae. The record is from the annotation of a GenBank genome assembly.
AUGCCGAAGAUUCAUAGCAUAGCAAUUCGAGGAAUUCGUUGUUUUAGUCCUUCACGAUGUAAUGAAGUGAAUUUAGACCAGCCUCUUACUCUAAUAGUUGGUGCUAAUGGUUCUGGGAAGACAACCAUAAUAGAGGCUUUGAGAUAUGCCACCACUGGUUUUUGUCCACCAGGCACUUCAAAGGGGAAGACUUUUGUAAUGGACCCUACGAUAUAUGAAGAAAAUGAAGUUAAAGCUCAAAUCAAACUUGAGUUCACGGGUAUAGAAGGACAGGAAAUUGUUGCUACCAGAUCUAUGUCCAUGAAACUGAAAAAGACAACAACAGUAUUUCAAACGCUUGAAUCUUUGCUGGAAAUAAUGGAUAAUGUAUCAUCGACUAAGAUAAGCCUUACGGGUCGCUGUGCAGAAUUAGAUUCGGUAGUACCUAUACACCUCGGUGUUUCUCCUGCUGUCCUUGAUUUUGUUAUAUUUUGUCAUCAAGAUGAAUCUCUAUGGCCAUUAUCUGAACCGUCGAUAUUGAAAAAGAAAUUCGAUGAAAUUUUUGAAUCUGGUAAACUUUCUAAUAUUAUAACGGACAUUAAAAAGGACAGGAAAACACUGGCUGCAGCAUUUAAGGAAUGCAAACUAGUUUUCGACCACUUGAUGAAAGAACGUGAAAGGGCCGAGAAAAUACAGAGAAGAAUUAAUCAAAAUAAAAUAAAGGUUGAAGAACUUUCUCGAAAAAGAGAUACUUACGAACUUCAAUUAAAUAAUGUUUCUCAAGAAAUUGGAGAAUUAUUAGCAACUAUUAAACGAUUAAAUCAAACAGAAGCGGAGCUAAAUAUAAUGAUUAAUGAAAAGAAACAAAAGGAGAAAGCUCUGGAGAGUUUAAAAAAUAGAAUGAUUGAAUCUCAUGAAUCUGAUGAAGUAUUAGACAAACUCAUAGAUAAAUUCGAUAGUAAUCUAAGAGAUCAGCAAGCAAACAUCGAAGAUUGGAAACAACAAAUAGAAAAGCUCGAGUUUAAUAUUAAAGACUUACAAUCUUCUCUGACCAAAUUAUCUUCCAAGCAAAUGCACCUACAAGUCGAAUACUCGGCCCAUGAAAGACGACUUGCUGACCGAAAUGAUUUAAUGCAAAAGAUCAGUCGUGAUUGUCAAUUUUCUAACAUGCUAUCUGCAAUUUCCGCUGAAGAGAGUAUGCAAAAUUUAAAAUCUUUGCUUCAAUCUUCAAUCGAGGAAAAGAAGAAUAAAUUGGAAGAUGAAAGAAAACGAUUGCAAAAUGAAGAACAUUUUUUAACUGAUAGAUUAAGUGAUUUUAAAACAAGGGUCAGCUCUUUGAAGCAAACUAGGGAUUAUACUACAAGAUCAAAAGAGUCUAAUAAAUCCAAAAAAUUUCGGCUCGAAUCAGAGAUUGAAAAGAUUUGUCAAGUAUCUGAUUCUGAUUUGAAAUUUAUCGAUGCUUCAUUAGAAACGGUUAAAUCAGAACUCAAAAAAUUUGAACAAGAUGAUUUAAUUAAUGAAAUUUCUAAGAAAAUCGAUUCAAAGCAAUCUGAAUAUAAUGAGAUAGAUCUAAAGCUCUCCCGUCUUCAAGAAUUGUCGACUAAUCAAGCUAAAUUGGAAUAUAGGCGAUCAGAGAAACGUAAAAUAACAUUAAUGCUUCAGUCUACAUGGGAACCGUUGACUUUUAAACUCUCGGAAUUGCUGAAUAAAGAUCCUAAUCUGGAAUCACUUGAAAAGGAAUGGGAUGAUCGAAUGAAUUUGUGUAAAAAUGAAAACAAAGGACUAGAACAACAAAGAGAUUUAGUCGACUUAAAUUGCUCUAGAAUUCAAGCAAAAAUUGAAAUGAUGAAAUCGAGUAUAGAAACAAAAAGCCGAGAUUUGCAAAUCCAUUUACAGAAAGUAGGAGAAGUUUGUGGUGAAGAAGAAUAUUUAACAUCUUUAAAAGAAGCCGAAGAUCAGUUGGAACAUAAACAAAAUGAAAUGAAUUUAUUUUAUGGCACCUCAAAUAUAUAUGAGCACUAUGCGAAUUGGGCAGAGAAGGAAAAAAAUUGUCCAUUAUGUCAUCAUUCAUUCACAGGUAUAGAUAGCUUAAAUGAUUUCAUUAAAAGGCUAAGGAAUUUUGUAACAAAUCUUCCUGAAGAACAAUUAAACCAAGAACGAAAUUUAGAAACUAUUAAAACAAGGUGUCAACGUCUUCGUGGACUGCAGCAAGAUUUUAUUGCUAUCAGACGGUUAAAGUCUGAAAUAUCUGACCUGAAUCAGAUGAUUGAAAAACAAGCACAGGAAUAUAGUGAGUACAAGAUUCAACUGGAUGAAAUUGAUGCCAAGUUAGCUUUAUCUCAAGAAAACAUGUUCAAUUUUUUGGAACUGGACAAAGAAGUACAAGAUGCCAUUAAGCUGAAAGCUAAUUUAAGUAGUCUUGAUAAAGAAAUUAAUAAUCUUGAGCCUUAUAUGAGAGCUUCGAACGAUUCUAAAAACAAAAAAGAUGAAUGGCGAGAGAAAGCUAUAGUGCUGAGGAAGGACAUUAAAGAACUGAACGAGAUUCGUGAUAGCCGAAAUCGAGAAGAAAAAAAUUUGCGGGAACGUUUGCAUAAAUUGGAAAUGGAUAAAUACAAAAAACAAAAUGAUUUUGAUAAUCGCAGUCAAAUUCAGGAGCAAAUUGAUGAAUUAAAUAAAAACAUGAUCCUUCAAGAACGUGAACUAUCACCAUUAUUCGAUCAAAUCACGAAUUUAGAUAAUGAAAUUAGAGAUAUGGCGGCUGAAUUACAAGAAUUUCGUACGCGUAAAUCUGAAUCGGAAGAUGCGAUUAUGACAGAUCUCAAUAAAUUACAGACAUUCCACGAGAAUUUUACUAAAAUUGAACGAGAAAUCAUUGAAUAUGUUCAUAGUGGUAAACGAGAAGGAUUGGAUGAAUGCACGGAACAAAUUAAAAGAAUACAGCAAAGUACCACAGAAAAAACGAAUAAUUCUAACGAGUUGAAAGCAAAAUUACACCAGUUGGAUUUGAACAUUGGACAAACGCGUCAAGCAAAGAGAGACUUACAAGAUAACCGCGAUUAUAGAAAUCUGAAAGUUGAAAUCGAAAACCUUCAAAUAAAAAUAGAAGAUCUUCGUCAGCAGCUGGAAAGUCAAGGUUCAACCAAUUACGUUAAAAGGGAAGAUUUUUUACAAGCUGAACGAACUAGAAUCUCUUCUGAAAUUUCAAGUAUUACAGGGAAUAUGGAACAGAUAAGGGUUACAAUUAAUAUUGAUCGCGAUGAUCUUGAAACGCAAUAUAAGAAUAUUAAAGAAAAGUUCAAAGACCAAUGGGCAUUAAAGCAUGGAGAUCAAGAGGCAAUAGCUGAGAUCGAUAGGUUAAUAAGUGAAUUAGAUAACAUAUUAAUGAAUUACCAUACGAGGAAAAUGCAGGAAAUCAACUCUAAGAUUGACGAAUUAUGGGGGGAGGCUUAUAAUGGGGAUGAUAUCGAAAAAAUCGAGAUUCGUUCUGAGCAGGAGAAUGCACAAUAUAAUAGAUCAUAUAAUUACAGGGUUGUUAUGCAGAAAAAUAGCAAAAUACUUGACAUGCGUGGAAGAUGCAGCGCUGGUCAAAGGAUGUUAGCUUCAAUUAUUAUUCGAAUGGCUCUAGCAGAAUGUUUUAGCAAGGGUUUCGGCAUGUUUGUUCUUGACGAGCCAACUACUAAUUUGGAUGAGAACCAUAUUAAUAAAUUGGCCACUAGUUUAAGAUGUAUUGUGGAAAACCGUCGUAAUGAAUCAAACUUUCAGUUAGUUGUCAUCACUCAUGAUGAUAAAUUCGCGGAAAAGCUAGGCUUGAGAGAAUUGUCAAAUUUUAAAUAUCGCGUGGAGAAAAUUGAGAAUGGGCUCUCCACGAUUGUUAAAUUGGAUCACAAUAAUAAUCGUCUUUAA